AAACAAUGUGGGGGGCGGGGCGGGGUUUUAUCGCUUUUUUUGAGCCUCAUCACAAUCACCGUUGUUUGAAGAAUUCCAACAAUACUUGCGAAAGCAAAAAAUAAAUACUGGAACUAUAUUAUAUCGAUAUCAUAAGCACCGUGGACUCAGCGUUUCCUGCUGGUUGUUUCCAUUACGAGAGAGGGAAGCAAAAACAUUGCCGAUCGCAGAGAGUUUGAUUGACUGGUCGUCCAUCCAGUGAGCAUGGAGGCAGGAGAAGACCAGACCAACUCCAGCUCAGCCAAUAGCAGUGCACCAUCAGGGGGAAACUCCCGCCCUCCUCAGAUAGCUCAAAUGUCUCUGUAUGAAAGGCAAGCCGUGCAGGCACUGCAGGCAUUACAGAGGCAGCCCAAUGCAGCUCAGUACUUCCAGCAACUGAUGCUGCAGCAGCAGAUCAACAGUGCUCAACUCCAUAACCUGGCUGCUGUGCAACAGGCAACUCUUGCAGCCAGUCGUCAGUCCAGCUCUCCCAGUAACAGUGUCUCUCAAGCUACAAGUUCAGCACAGUGCACAGUCAACUUAAGUACAACAUCUGGUGGAGGGACCAUGACAAACCCCCGUCCAGUGGGACCUGCCACCUCUGCAGCCUCAACAGCCCUUAGCCAGUCAGUUUUGCUGGGUGGAAACUCGGCUGGACAGGGUCAGAUGUACCUGAGAGUAAACCGCUCUCUCAGGGCACCUCUCACUCCUCAGCUCAUUUUCAUGCCUGGUGGUACGGCGACAGCUGCUGUGGCAACGGUUGCCCAACAGCAGCCCCAGCAGCAGCAGCAACAGGAAACAGCUCCCACAUCCUCAAGUAACCAGUCAGACAAUGAUCAGGUGCAGAACUUGGCAAUGCGUUGCGUGUCCACUCCAAGGGUAACUACUGUGAAGACAGAGUUUGCAGACAGGAAGGAGACAAGUGGUUCAUUCCCACUUAACCAGCAAACUCAGACUCAGCAGCAGUUUGGUCAGUCAGCCCAGCAGAUCCAACCACAGACUCAACCGCUCGCCAACACCAAACUGCAAAACUGCUCCAACACCACCAAUCCCAGCAUGCCUGGUCUCAACAUGAAGGGCUCUAACCAAUCCGCUGUCACCCCACAGCAAGCUGGAGGUUCCUCCAAUCCUCCAUCCUCCUCGCCUUCCCCCUCGCUCCCUCUCUCCCAGCUCCUUCUUUCUCAAUCUGGCUUGUGCCAAGCUCGAGGAGUACCAGCUGCUACAGCCACCGUUACCCACAUCCUGGUGCCCACCUCCAAUGUUCCUACAUCUUCUCAAGGCUAUCCGAUGGGCACGGUGGCAAACAAAUCUAACAUGACUGCCCAGACAUUAGUGGUGCAGCCACUCCAGCAGACGGGGGCGAAUCUGAGCACUGAAAAACUGGGUCAUGGAACGGGACAUGUACCCAUUCAACCUAAAACGGCUCAGGGGCAUCGGCUGCCCGUGCAGAUGCCCCCUCGCCACCCACCUCCCAUUCUCCCAGCACCACCCAGCAAUGGCCAGGCCACUGGAUGCCAUCACCCUCCCCAUGUCCCAGUUCAGCUGGUCGGAGCGAGGCAGAGCACACUAGGAAACUCCCAGGCUUUAGCAGUGGCCCAGGCUCGGACCUGUUGUGCCCAGCAGGACGCUACGGCUGUCGUACCCGUCAAUAACUCUGGUAGCAAUGUUGUUACAAUGGUAACUGCUGUGGAAACAGGUGGAGCCGGCAUGUGCCUUAAAACAGCCCAAAGUGCCCUCCCAAUGUCUCAGACGCAAACCAAUCAGAGCCCAGCGUUGAGUCAGGGUAAUCCUGCUUCGGUCACACACUCGAUGGAUGGACAGAAUAACUCUGGAGAUUCUGUUUUCAUUCAAUCUGGACCAGCUCAGACGAAGCCUGGGAUCGGUCCAUUAAAAAGGAAAUCUGAAUCAGAUUUAUCCCAUGAGAUGUCAGCCGAGGCCAUCAAUGCAAGUCCGUCAAUGCAAGACUCCGCUCCUCCUCUCUCACCAGCUCCCUCACUAGAUACAGUCCCAGAGAUGGCGUUCUCCUCUCCUCCUACUCUCUCUCUUUCUCUCCCUCUCCCUCGUGGAGGAGGACAGGGUGAUCGAGCACCUGUCCCACAGGCUGUGGUCAAACCUCAGGUCCUCACUCACCUCAUUGAGGGCUUUGUUAUCCAGGAGGGAGCCGAACCUUUCCCUGUGACUGGGCCAUUGAAAGAACUUCCUGUGGCUGUUCCACCCAUCCUACAUCCAGAGAACAUCCGCUCUGAUAAAUUGAAGUGUGAAUACUGUCUAAGAUUUGCACCGGCCAGCCAGUUCAGACGAUCAAAGCGCUUCUGUUCCAAAACCUGUGCCAAGAGGUACAAUGUCAGCUGCAGUAACCAUUACCGUGUUAGUAGGGGUCUUGAGGGUGUCGAACGGCCACCAGGGGGCCCUGUUGUGCAGGACGUUAUUGCUAGACGCAGGGGUCCUCGCAGAAGCAGCUCUGAGAUCGCCUGUGCUAAAAUAACAGGCAGGCAUCUUCCUGUAAAGUGUCGUUCAGAAUCUAGUCGUUCUGAGGACAUCUCCAGCUGUGAGGGUGAGGAAGAGGAAGACUUCUUGUCACUCUCUCCCAGCUCAUCCUUCUCAUGCCCAAGACCAACCCACUGUGGCCCUCAGUUGGAUGACACGGCACCAAGUGGCCUCCCAGUGGAUGAGAACCACUUCCUAUCUGGCAACCCUGCUCACUGGAGUGUGGAGGAAGUGUGUCAGUUCAUUUCUUCUCUUCAAGGUUGUGAGGACCUGGCAUCCCAGUUCCUGUCACAGGAGAUUGAUGGCCAAGCGCUCAUGCUACUAAAGGAAGAGCAUCUUAUGUCCACCAUGAACAUCAAACUCGGUCCUGCCCUCAAAAUCUGUGCUUCUAUCAACAGCCUGAAGGAUUGAACGAGGGAUGGAGGGAGAGAAGUAGCAGGAUUAGAGCUUUAUACUUCUGUCACCAGCCUGGGAAACUGAAACUGAUGGGCAUGAAAAGACAUUGGAUUUUAUGACUGACCUAGAGAUUAAUCCAAAAAAAAAAAUAAAAACAGGGAAGAACAGGAAUGAAUGACAUGUGAAGGGGAAAACAAGUGAUGCCUUAUUAAAGCAAAUUAUUUACAGUAGUAUUUUUGUUUAGAUGUGAAAGUCUGGAUUAUUAAUGAUAUUGUUUUCAAUGAUGGCUAGAUUGGAACUGACUAGUUCUCUCUUUAAUUUGUCCUGUUUUCAAACAGUUCUACAAAGAAACUGAAAAAGAAAAAUAGCACAAAGAUAAUAAUGUAUAAUCUUUAAAUGACAGAAUCGAUUAGUUAGGAGGUGAUAAACAUAAUAUGUCUCAAUUCUGGAUUUUGAAUGUGCUACAUAUAUAAUAUCUGGGCUGUGUUUGAAUGAGCAUGUAAGCUUCACAUCUCUGAUUUGAAGCCCUCACUGUAAAUGUGUAGUCCUUUUGUGUUUGUCAGUUAUGUUAAAUAAUUAGUAAUCAAAGUAUGACUGAUAAUGCCAUUAGAGACAGUAAUCAAUGUUAUACCUGUAGUGCUUUUGACUAUCAGAGUCAAAGAUGUGAAUAAGUUGCCUUUCUAAAAAAAACAACAACAACAGUAUGUUGCCUCUGACAUCUGCAUCUUCCUUCAGGGCUUCCCUUAUUUUUCCCAAAAAAGUCAACUUGAGUGUCAUUUUACUACUUUUUUUUGGAAAGCCUGUUGUUUUUGGUUAAUCGGCACUCGAUUAAGGGAUUGUUGAUUGUCUUCAGUGUGCCAUUUAGGAGGUUAAUACAAUUAGAUUUCCAUACACUAUAUAACUCUGUCUGCUAUGAAACUGUAGAAAUGGUCAUUGCAGCCAUUGGUGAUUUCAUACUGCAGGUUUCUGUGUGUGCAUACCUGAUUCACUGCGUGUAAUGGUUCAGAAACUGUGAGAGAUGGAAAAUCUGUAGUUAUGUUCUCACUACACAGUAUUACUGAAUGGAAGUAGGUUUUGUUUCAUUUUAUAAAUCACAGACUGAAGGAAUGAUUGGAUAACUGAUCCUAGAACAAUAAAUUUUCUUUUUUUUCUACAGUAGAUGGUUAGGAAACUUUUCAUUUGUAUUAAAAAGUAGAAUCAUUAUUUUUGGGUACAGUUUACCAGCUUCAUAGACAAGUAUUAGUAGCUUUACCUGAGAGUCUUGCAGCACCGGUAUGAUGAGGUAGUGUGUAAAUGUUUAUGAGAGAGAGAGUGAGAGAGAGAGAGCGCCUAAGAAAGCUGUUUGCUGGCGCUCUAAACCUAUGGCUGAGUUUCUUUAUAUGCUUAAAUAUGAAUAAAGAAGGUGCUGUGACAUUCA
Onychostoma macrolepis is the source of this 4318-nucleotide messenger RNA. It is a transcript of the gene phc1, whose product is annotated as polyhomeotic homolog 1. The coding region runs from base 244 to 2916 and encodes 890 amino acids. The record is from RefSeq and is a predicted model, not a curated record. The transcript is spliced from 15 exons. Gene Ontology annotation, cellular component: nucleus; PRC1 complex. Gene Ontology annotation, molecular function: protein binding; zinc ion binding. Lineage: Eukaryota; Metazoa; Chordata; Actinopteri; Cypriniformes; Cyprinidae.